Messenger RNA from Drosophila rhopaloa, 4323 nucleotides. It is a transcript of the gene Ack, whose product is annotated as activated CDC42 kinase 1. Gene Ontology annotation, molecular function: protein tyrosine kinase activity; ATP binding. NCBI's taxonomy places the organism in Eukaryota, Metazoa, Arthropoda, Insecta, Diptera, Drosophilidae. The record is from RefSeq and is a predicted model, not a curated record. Bases 749 to 3958 code for a protein of 1069 amino acids. The transcript is spliced from 3 exons. Gene Ontology annotation, biological process: protein phosphorylation.
GAUGUUUCUGCUCCUCAACCAGCUGUAUUGCUCGCUGUCGCGCAUUUUCAAUCGCAAAUUAAACGCUGUUUAUUCGGUUUAAACGCCCCCUUUCGCGAAUAACGAAGUAAACGUAUAAAUAAGUUAACGAAUCAACCAAUUAAGUUAAUCUGUGCAACAAGAAUUGCGUUGUAUUCGGAUUUUGUGGCACCUGGGAUUUGCGUUGCUGUUUUUUCGUGCAUUUCAAUUCGCUCACACGCACACACACACACGGCCGUGCAGCGAAUGCGUGUGUGUGUGUUAAAUUGUGCAAAAACCUGUGACGACAGUGGGGGCGGGGGCGGAGGGGGUUAGCCGUUGUUGAAAGCGAAUAAAUUCAUUGUUUUUGUGUGUGCACUAUAAAUUAAUAUUAAAGUGGCUGCGUCAUGAGGGGACCGCUUACCUCUCGCCAGCGAAUUCAGCAGCCAAACAGACAGCUGCUCAUUUGGCGAGUGUAAACAAAGCGCACUCACACACACACACGCAUGCAAACAACUGGCCCUCGCAUAUCGAAUUUCACAUCUUUAAGCCACGAAAUCUCCAUAUCCACUUCCAUCUGCCUCUGAAGCCUCAUCUUUUGUCUGGCCAACCUGUUCGCAUCCAGACAGGAAGUAUCCAAGUCGGCAGGUUCAUCCAAGUGCAGCGACGGCGACGGGAGCAGCGCUGCCAGCGUCGCAGCAGCAGCAGCUGUAAAGUUGUAAACGGAACAAUCACCUCUUAAUAUCUGGAAAUGUCCUCCACUUCCGCGGCGGAUGGCGGUCUCAGCAGCGAGACGGCCUGGCUGGAGGAUCUGCUGCGCGAGGUGCAGCUGGAGCAGUUCCUGGACAGGAUACGCGACGAUCUGCAGGUGACCCGACUGGCCCACUUCGACUAUGUGCUGCCCGAUGAUCUGGAGCGAUGUGGCCUGGGCAAGCCAGCUGUUCGGAGGCUGAUGGAGGCGGUGCGCAAAAAGAAAGCCCACCAGUGGCGCAAGAACAUCCUGUCCAAGCUGAUUGGCGGUGGCAAGCAACCAUCUUCCAAGAAGCAGUCCUCCACCCGGGAAUCCAAUCAGGGCAACGGCACCCAGCUAACCUGCCUCAUCCACGAAAAGGACAUCACCAUGGGUUUAAAGUUGGGCGACGGAUCCUUCGGCGUGGUGCGACGUGGCGAAUGGAGUGCCUCGCCUGCGGGCAAGGUCAUCCCCGUGGCCGUCAAGGUGCUUAAGUCAGACAACCUCACCCAGCCGGGCAUCAUCGAUGACUUUUUCCGAGAAGUUCAGGCCAUGCAUGCUCUGGACCAUGCGAAUCUGGUGCGUCUGUACGGCGUGGUGCUAUCCCAGCCAAUGAUGAUGAUCACAGAGCUGGCGGAACGAGGAUCCCUGCUGGACACGCUGCGCAAACAGUGCCGACACACCUCGUUGACCAUCAUCUGGAACUGGUCGGUGCAGAUUGUGACUGGGAUGGCCUAUCUGGAGCAGAAGCGUUUCCUGCAUCGUGAUCUGGCAUGUCGUAACGUUCUGCUUGCCGCUGGGAACAAGAUCAAGAUCGGAGACUUUGGCCUGAUGCGCGCUUUGCCGCAGGAGGAUGAUUGCUAUGUGAUGUCCGAACACAAGAAGGUUCCUUUUCCAUGGUGCGCUCCGGAAUCGCUACGUUUCCGGCAGUUUUCGCACGCCUCGGACACCUGGAUGUUUGGCGUGACGCUGUGGGAGAUGUUCAGCUUCGGCGAGGAUCCUUGGGUGGGGCUUAACGGCUCACAGAUCCUGCGAAAAAUCGAUCGCGAGGGAGAGCGACUGCAUCAGCCGGACGCCUGUCCACCGGACGUCUACGCCAUGAUGCUCCAGUGCUGGGAUAAAACGCCAGCAGAGCGACCCACGUUCGCUGCUCUCAAGGAAUAUCUGGCCAGUAUGUCACCGCCUGUGAUGCGUGCCUCCCGCAGCCACCACGAGUCCAAAGGACUUCAGAUAGAGCCUGGCGACACCAUUGCGAUAAUCGAUGGACGCCACGAGCUGAAGUUGAUCAAGGGGCAGAAUCAGCGCACUUUCGAUAUAGGAAUCUUUCCCAGGAAUCUGUUGGAACAGCGGAAAGUGGCUGCUGUUGGAGAUGUGGUGAUGCGGAAUAGCAUGGGCAAUGGUUCCUCGUCGUCUUCGCCUUUUGGGUUCUGUUGGGGUGGUGCGGCUGCCAUGGCCAACGGCGAAGAUCGGCAGCGGAAGUGCGCCUCGGUGGCGAAUCAAACCCACGCUAAGGAGCGUAAGUCGACAUCCAGUAAGCAGUUCGCCUACAACAAGCUGGUAAAUGAGGCGGCAGCGGCGGCGGGGCUCCAGCGACGCAAUGCGGUGAAGCACAAAGGAGCCAUAGUAGGUCCACAGCGUCCUCCACCGCCACAGUUCCAGCAGGAGGGCAUCCUAAUCGACAUUUCGCCUGACAUGCGUCCUUUGGGCGGAGGUGGCGCAGCGGGAGCUGAUGGCGCAGGCGAUAGUACAUCUCUACAGGCGGAAAGUUCCUUUUGCUUACUGGACGCCCCCAUAGAUGUGCCCACUUAUGCCGAGUCCAGUGGAUCGGGAGAGCUUAACGUUUCCCCCACAUACUUCAACGAGCAGCCGCAAUUCGACUUUGAUUCGGCCAACAUUACAGCAUCUCCUGGGCGUUUGCAACCGCCGCCCUACCAGAUGCCACCCACUUACUCGAAUACCAUGGAGUUUGUCCAGAAACGAGACCUUAACCAACAGCAGCUAACAACGCCUGUAAGGGAGCGAGAUCCCUUCGACACUACGAAUCUGGAGACUGCCGUCGCACUGUACUCGAAUUUUAACCAAUCUAUAGAGGCAGCUCCUCCACCAGCACCCAUCUACAGCAGUCCCUCGGUCAGAAAGACUCUUUUUGGUGGCUCCAACAAGGAGAACAUACCUGCCCUGGAAUCAGCGGCAAUGCAGCUAAACCUAAGUAAUCUGGCGCUGGAACGACACGACACAAUUACCACCAUCAGCAGCCAGCCGCUGGAGCCUGUUCCAGUUCCUCCCGCAGAUGGAGUGCUUCUGGACAAAUCCUUCAUUGCCGAAUUAGAGAAGGACAUGUACAGCAAUGGGCAGAACCGGGCGCAGGAGGAGUACCAGCGCAACUCGACUCAGAUGUAUGCCAGCAAGGACAUGGUGUACAAACAGAAUCUCACGCCCCUCAAAAACGGAAUAGCCGCCGGUUCAGGCCACUCGAAUCAUUCCAGUCCCUCGUCGACGGCCUCACCCAAGCAGAACAAUUUGGAGGCAGCAGCAGCUGCGGCAGCUACAACUCAGAGCGUGGUGAAUCGCAUUUGGUACGAGCAGGUGGCCUCCACGUCAUCCGAGUACUAUGCCCAGCCGCCGUCGGAGCAGCCGGAAGAGCAGAUCUAUCAGAAUCAUCAUCAGCAGCAGCAGGAGUCAAACCACUCGUUUGUGGCUAUUUCCAAUCGGGUAGUGGCUCCCAGAACCAAUGCGUACGAUGCAGUGGCACCCAGCACGGCGGUAUCGACUUACUACGGCCAAGUGCCGAAUGGCAGUGGAGCUGUACUGUACGAUGAGGUGACCCAGGAUGAUUACCUGCGGCCAACGCGACCUGCUCCACUGGCGCCACCUCCCCUCUCAGCUCAGCAGAUUCAACGGCGGAUGGAGAAGAUGCGGGUGCAGCAACAGCAGCAGCUAGAGGGAGCCCAUCAGCUGUAUGCUCCGGUGCCCUCGGAUUUCGGACGCGAGCAGGAGAAGCUCCAGCAGCUGAUGCAGGAUCUGGGCAGCUCCGCGGUGGAGCAGGACGUGCGCAAUGCGUUGCGAGCGGCCAGCGGGGAUGUGGCUCUGGCCACGAGGCACUACAAGAUCGACCAGCUGGCGAGAUUGGGCGUGGCUGGGCGACCCCAGUGCGAACAGGCCCUGCAUCAGACCAACUGGAGCUUAGAGGUGGCCGCCGAACUUCUACUACAGUCCACAAAUGCAGGCUAAACUCCCAAAACAACAACCAUGUAUUACCGACUCGAAUAUAAUUGCUUUAGUUUUAAUUGCUGAAUAUUCGUCUAUAAUUAGCUAACGAUGUCUCGAAUCCUUAUCAAAAUACUCCUAGGUGAAUGCACGAAUGCAAACACACAUUGUCAACGACUGUACAAUAUGUUCUAUUUUAUAUAAGCGAUCGUAUAAAAUUAUUUUAUAAUUGUUAUUCGAUGUCUGCGUAUUUUUAAAUGCCCCGAAAUUUUAUUUACACGCGAAAUCGAAUCGCUCGAAAUGAGGCCGCGGAAGGUCAUAGAUGUCAACGCAUGCAAAAAUUAAUUUGUUUUGAAAUCAAAUAAAAUAUAUAUGUAAUUGUUACAAAA